AUGACGAGCCGGAGAACACUAUCUGAAGAUGCAAUAUCUAGGUUUAUCGCUGAAGAGGAAGAGAGCGAGCAUGAACGAGAGCAAGGAAGUGACAGUGAGAUAGAAGAUAAUUUGAGUGAAGAUGACAUACAGAGUGAUUUCGAAGACGAGUUUAUAGAUGAUGAGGUGCCACAACAAUUGAAUGAUACACAAAAUGAAGACGAUAUAAGUCCGCCUGUAUCUUCAGAGCCCACUGGAACUUCGGAAUCAUCCCGUCGUGACCACCGCAUAAUUGUUCCUGAUCGCCGUGUGCUUAGGGGUAAGAACCAACAUUGCUGGUCGACAAUAAAAGGACAAAGUCGCGGAAGGACAUCUGCCAUAAAUAUUAUUCGCACAAGUAGAGGUCCAACGCGCAUGUGUCGAAAUAUAUGUGACCCAAUCUUAUGUUUUAAUUUGUUUGUUACCGACGAAAUAGUGGAUGAGGUCGUCCGUUGGACGAAUGUUGAGAUCUCUGUGAAACGUCGAGAUAACAUGAUCAAAGCCACUUUCAGAGAUACGUCUGUGACAGAAGUCCAAGCUUUGUUUGCGAUACUGACUUUGAGUGCAGCAAUGAAAGACAAUCACUUGUCUACUGAUGAGCUGUUCGAUAGUAGUUUUUCAGGUACACGAGCUACGAACACUAAUGGGAUGCCACAAGGAGAAUUUUAUGUAAAGGAGUUGUCUCGGCCCUUGCAUGGCACAAACCGAAAUAUAACUUGUAACAAUUGGUUCACUUCGGUUCCUCUCGCGAAAUCCCUACUUCAGGAACCGUACAAACUAACCCUCGUUGGCACUUUACGAUCCAAUAAACGAGAAAUCCCCGAAGAACUGAAAAACACUCGGUCUCGUUCGGUAGGCACGUCAAUGUUCUGCUACGAUGGAUGUUUGACCCUAGUCUCGUACAAACCGAAGCCCUCUAAGAUGGUUUACCUGCUAUCAUCGUGUGAUGAAGACGGUGUCAUCAACCCAAUAACUGGUAAGCCUGAAAUUAUAAUGUAUUAUAAUCAGACCAAAGGCGGGGUGGACACUUUCGAUCAAAUGUGUUCCUCAAUGUCAUGUUCGAGGAAAACCAAUAGAUGGCCAAUGUCUAUGUUUUAUGGCAUUCUGAACAUAGCAUUCGUCAAUUCUUAUGUUAUAUAUUGUCACAACAUUCUUGCAAAAAAUGAAAAGCCUCUAAAUAGAAGGGGUUAUAUGAAAAAGUUAAGCGCCCAGUUAUCUGAAUCGUGGAUGAAGGAAAGACUGGAAGCUCCUACUUUGCCAAAGCAUGUGAGAGAUAAUAUCGCAAAUAUUCUUCCGAAACCGGUUGUGCAGAACGAUACAGAUAAUGAAGAAGAACCUCCAGCCAAGAAAAGGCGGUACUGCACCUUUUGCACUAAUAAAAAAAAGAGAAUGUCUAAGAUGACUUGCGUCAAAUGCAGGAAAACAGUUUGCGGCGAACACAAAAAUGAUGUUUGUUUUGAAUGCCUAUCAAACCAAAUUUGA
This is a messenger RNA of Parnassius mnemosyne (clouded apollo), 1500 nucleotides long. NCBI's taxonomy places the organism in Eukaryota, Metazoa, Arthropoda, Insecta, Lepidoptera, Papilionidae. The record is from the annotation of a GenBank genome assembly.